Hevea brasiliensis (rubber tree) is the source of this 1286-nucleotide messenger RNA. RefSeq lists its product as uncharacterized. Bases 198 to 1148 code for a protein of 316 amino acids. NCBI's taxonomy places the organism in Eukaryota, Viridiplantae, Streptophyta, Magnoliopsida, Malpighiales, Euphorbiaceae. The transcript has 3 exons. The record is from RefSeq and is a predicted model, not a curated record.
AUAAAUUUCAUAUUUUUAACAUUCUCCUGGAAACUUCUGCUACUUAGGGGUGAAAAUGCUUAGCUUACAACCUUCCAGGAAAGUGGCUCAGAAGCAUACGAGAUAGAGUAAAGAAGACUUUUAAGUCUACUCCGCGUGAAGGCAUGUAGCUAAAUAUUUCCUUCACUAUCUUCCAUCUUAUCAUCCUAGAUGAUGUUAUGGCGGAAUUCGAUAUUGGGUCUUCUGCGCGUCCUCUGUUGGACCGUGAAAAUACCAUCUACCUAGAUGUGGACGACGAAGAUAAUGGCAAUACUGUUGAUGGCUUCACUCAAGAGAUCUCAAGUGAUCAUCUUAGCUCCAUUCAAUCCAAUGUUGGUUUACCUCUUUCAUUGGAAACUGAGAAUUCUGUUAACGUUGAUUUUCAAGAAGAUAUGCAAAACGGUGUGAAUGACUUGAAUCAAAGGGAUAUGAUCGUCGAAAGGAUUUUCCUGGUAGCAAAUCUCGUAGUGGAGCUUCCAUCAGCUGUUUUUGAUCAGCUAUCAUCAACGCACAAGCCCGUAUUUGCAUUGCUUAGUAUGGUAAUGUCCUUGAUAGCCAUGCUAUUAUCCAUCAUUGACCUUGCUCAUAAGGGUCGAAGAGAAAGAGUUAAAUGGAUGAUCAGAGGUUAUUUACCUUGGUUUUACUCCCGCAAUCUAAAUUACAAGCCUCUGGGGACAUUUCCAGACAUUGUUGGCUUAGUCUGUGGCAUCUUUCAAUGGGUUUUUGCAACCAUAACUUAUGCCUUUCUGUCUCAUGACUCUAACAACCCUAACAAAUUCUCAGUUUGGCCAAUAAUAUUUGCCUUUGGUGCAUUGUGUUCCAGAUUUCCAAGGAAUCCAAGAACAAGAGUUGUAGUCCAUGAGCGCAUAGAAAUUCAUCCACGCAACACUGAGUCACCUUCCCCGUUCCCGCCCCCAACCCCACCACCAUCACCAUUAAAUGAUCUACGUGACCUCCAGCUUCUGGAACUCGAACAUUUAUCUUUACCAUCUCGUUUAGAAUUUUGUAAUCUUCGUGAAUAUAUCUGUUCUGACAUGGUCACAACAAAAAGGAAGAAAGUGGGGAAAAAUGGAAGAAAGAAUAGAAGGAGAAGAAGAAGAAGUAGAGAAGAGAAAGAUCAAGAUGACUGAAUUAGACCAGAAUAUUCAUAUUAUGUAAUGUAUAUACAGUGAGAUUUACUUAUUUUUUUACAGGUUGCUACAUAAUGUGCCGAAUGUAAAUACAAUAACAUAAUUAAUUUAUAGAAUAAUUCUUAUUUAUAUUUAAUU